GUUUGGACACCAUGGAAGACACUAGUUACGAGAGAAACUAUACAAACAUUACUGUUGUUAGAUAUGUCAGUUCGAUGUAUAAUCUGAGUCAAGAGGAUAGCAACUGGAUCGUCACGAGCUCCUUUAUGAUCUUUACGAUGCAGACAGGUUUCGGCAUGUUGGAGUCCGGUUGCGUCUCCUUGAAAAACGAGGUCAAUAUCAUGAUGAAGAACGUGGUCGAUAUUGUGCUAGGCGGACUGACCUAUUGGUUCUUUGGAUUCGGAUUCAGUUUCGGCUUGAAGGAGCCCAACAACCCCUUCGUCGGCAACGGAGGUCUGUUUAUAGAUCCUCCCAUCGAAGACGAACACAUGGGUGCGAUUUGCGCCGCGUUCCUGUUUCAGCUGAGUUUCGCCACCACUUCGACGACCAUCGUCAGCGGUGCUAUGGCCGAACGGUGUAAUUUCAAGGCCUAUUGCCUAUUCUCGUUUCUCAACACUAUCGUGUACUGCUUGCCAGCCGGCUGGGUCUGGGGUGAUCACGGUUUCCUGAAUCGCAUGGGAGUCGUCGAUAUCGCUGGCUCGGGACCGGUCCAUCUAGUCGGCGGUGUUUCAGCGCUCGCUUGCGCCAUCAUGCUCGGUCCCAGAAUAGGCAGAUAUGACAAUGGCAUCGAUCCUCUGCCGCUCGGAUGUCCCGUCAAUGCGAUCAUGGGACUGUUUGUCUUAUGGUGGGGCUGGUUGGCCUUCAACAGCGGUAGUACUUAUGGGGUGACCGGCGAACGAUGGCAGUACGCCGCCCGUGCAGCAGUUUCCACAAUGAUGGGCAGCAUGGGAGGCGGUAUGGUCGGGCUGGGAUUCAGCUUGACAAAUCCGAACGGAAUCGACAUCCUCAGCCAGAUAAACGGCAUCUUAGGCGCACUUGUGGCGAUUACCGGUGGUUGCUUCUUAUAUACAGCUUGGGAAUCGAUAAUCGUCGGAAUGGUAGGCGCUUUUAUUACGUGCACCGUGAUGCCGGCGUUAGAUAAGAUUCGCAUAGACGAUCCUGUGGGAGCAGCCGCCACUCACGGUGCAAGUGGCAUCUGGGGAGUCGUAGCUAUCGGCUUGUUUGCCGACGAUCCAUACCCCCUUGACACUACCAGUGGAAGAAAGGGUUUGUUCAAGGGAGGUGGGUGGUAUCUUCUAGGAGUACAGAGCUUGUCCGCACUCUGCUUAUCAGCUUGGAGUUUUUUCAGUUCGAUCAUAUUGUUAUGGAUCAUAGACAAGAUUAUACCGAUUAGAAUGUCGGUCUACGAGGAGGUUCUCGGGGCGGAUCUCGUGGAACAUGGGAUACGUCAUACGAAGAUAGGCGUUAGUCGCGCCAUGUCGGCGUUUCGACCAUUCAGUAUGGAAAAGAGACUGAGGGCGGUACAUCCUGUGGGCAUAAAUCCCGGUCACGAUUCCUACGUUUCUCAGUUGAAGCUCAAGAAAGCUGAAAAUUUUGCAAAAUCUGCUAAACGACAGUCGUCGAAGAAGCUGGUGACGAGGAAUUCUCAGAUUAAAACGAUCGCUGGCUCGGAGCUGUCCACAGAGGCGAAAUUGCCGUUCGCCUGGGUGAAUUGAAAAAAUUAAAGCAAACACGGGAGAACAACUCGCUACAAGAUUUAUAUUAAUACUCAGUCGGAUGUAAAUUUAUUACAAAUGUAUAAACGUAUACAUGUGCACGUUCUACAUAUAUUUCAAUGUUCACACAUUCACGCCAAUAAAUAUCGAUCAUACACACAUACGCGCACAUACACACGACAUAGAGAUAAAAAAUGGAUAUGAUAAAUAGGUCAGAAAGAAAUUGAACUUUUACAUGAUAAAAGAAAGAAACGUUUUACACGAUACAUUGUCUGUGGCACGGGCAUUGUUUUCGGUUUAAUAGCUAAUCGUCCGUGGCACUCGACGACAAAGUGCUUAUAUAUUAAUUAUGCAUUAUUCAUAGGAAAUAAAAUAUUUCUAUAAAUAUUUAUAUAUUCUCUAUCAAUAGCUUUAUAUGCCGGAAAUGAUUAUAUCGAAAAUGUUCUACUUCGUAUAUACGUCUGUUAGCAGGAACUGUCCCUGAAGACCAACCACAUUUAGUACAUAUUCACAAAAUACCAUUUCCUUUUACAUCAGACCUUGCAUAUUAUAAGAAUAUUUACAAUUUCAUUAUUCUUUCGUG
Harpegnathos saltator (Jerdon's jumping ant) is the source of this 2157-nucleotide messenger RNA. RefSeq names its product Ammonium transporter (gene Amt). Gene Ontology annotation, molecular function: ammonium channel activity. The transcript is spliced from 11 exons. Lineage: Eukaryota; Metazoa; Arthropoda; Insecta; Hymenoptera; Formicidae. Bases 12 to 1574 code for a protein of 520 amino acids. Gene Ontology annotation, biological process: ammonium homeostasis; ammonium transmembrane transport. Gene Ontology annotation, cellular component: plasma membrane. The record is from RefSeq and is a predicted model, not a curated record.